Messenger RNA from Aplosporella prunicola CBS 121167, 2359 nucleotides. RefSeq lists its product as uncharacterized. The coding region runs from base 446 to 2215 and encodes 589 amino acids. Lineage: Eukaryota; Fungi; Ascomycota; Dothideomycetes; Botryosphaeriales; Aplosporellaceae. Gene Ontology annotation, biological process: cell differentiation; regulation of transcription by RNA polymerase II. The transcript is spliced from 3 exons. The record is from RefSeq and is a predicted model, not a curated record. Gene Ontology annotation, molecular function: DNA-binding transcription factor activity, RNA polymerase II-specific; RNA polymerase II cis-regulatory region sequence-specific DNA binding.
GGAGGCGAAUGUGGUCAUGUACGCCGAGAGACGAUCAAGGAUGGGCGCAGGGCUGAGCCCACGAACUGCAGGGUAGUUACAUGGCCGGAGCACGUGAAUGACAGUCACGUGACAGCGCGUGCACGUCGUGUCGAUGACCCAGCGAGAAGAAUGCGGCGGUGGUACGGGAGCCCGUCGAGGACGCAGGCAAGGCCAAGCUAAUGAGUGCUGCGCAGGAAUGAGGCCCUGGGGUGGAUGGUCUCGAGGCGCGAAGGAGAAAUGGUCGCCAAGUGGCCGCGGCAAGAGGCAUGACGCGAACCCAUCUUCGGCUCCUACCACGCGCACCUUUCCACGACACGCGCCCAGGGUACGGGCUCGCAUCCUCAAUCCUCGACUUAUUUCCAUCCCCCCGUCUGGUCCAUAGUCUAUAUCCCUAGCCCCCUCUCGGUCCUCUGUCUCGCCUGCGAUGAGCGAUUCCGGUUCGACCCCCUCCGCGGAUUCUGCGAAGCCCUUGAGUCCUUCAUCGGGCAGCCUAGCAUUUCUCGUCCACUCGCCCGACACGGUGCAGCGCAAUCUUCCUCCGGAUGUCGACAACAAGCCGCUUGCGCGCCAAAAGCGCAGGCGCACAAGCCCCGAAGACCAAAAAAUAUUAGAAGCCGAAUACUCGCUCAACUCCAAGCCAGACAAAAUGCAACGCCAGAAAAUAGUCGAACGCGUCGCCCUAGGCGAAAAAGAGGUGCAGAUAUGGUUCCAAAACCGUCGCCAGAACACACGACGCAAAUCUCGGCCACUCGAACCUCACGAAGUUCGCUCCCAUUUAGAAGCGAGCUCGCAAGGUCUCAACUCCGACACGCUGUUUUCCUCGUCGUCCAUACCACAUUCCGACGAUAGCGAGGAGGGCGAAGAUGGCACGGCGGUGCACGACGACGAACCUAAGACCGAGGCAGAAUCUGCUCACGAUGCCGAACCUCUAUUGCUCGCCGGAAUAGAGACUGCAGCCAAUGACGACGGUCUCCCGUCAUCUACCCAAGAAUCGACCUUCAUCGAGCCUCAACAGACGCAUGCCACGAUAGAAACUCGUCCGACAGAGACGCCACCCAUUGCCGCAGCGGUUACCGAAUUCAGUAACUCUCAACCCCUGCCAUCUUCGCAACCAUGGCCCUCGUCGCAGGAGAGCCAAAAGCAAGGUAUCGGUUAUCUUGCGAAUCGGCGCAGCGCUUCCUUUGUUCGCAACUAUGAGGAGCCUGCUCUGGAGAAGCCUGUUGCAACACCGGCUUCGCCACAAGAGCAGGCUCAACCAAGAACGUUAAGGAAGACUCAGUCUUUCGUGCGACUGUCCAUGACCGAAGACGGAAAGGCUAGGGUGAUCAACGCCGACGAUUCUUCGCCGUCGCCGCCUAGGUCUCAGCCGACUCCCAGUACAGUUGGCGAAAAAUCAAGUGGCUUCCGCCGCAGCUACAGUGGCACUGCUUUGAACGACAGAUUGAAGCAAGCCCAGACGCCUCGUACGCCAUUGGGCCUCUCUAGGACCUCCAGCGGGCGCUCUCGUGACUCAAGGGCAUGGGAAUUUUGGUGUGACAGCGACGCCCGCAAUUCGUUAACACAAAAAGCCAACCAAGAAGGAAGUGGCUCCGCAGCAGACGCCAUUGGUCUGAUACGUGCCACCAGCAAAAGCGCUCUAACACCGAGUUCGAACAAGCGGACUGCGCCGCUACUACCUCAAAGUUCGGCAAAGCGCCAAAGAACGGAUGGCAAGACACCCAGCCGUCCACCUCUUUCUCGCUCAUCAUCAUCCCUGGGCCGACUUCAAGGUGGAAGGGCUGCUGGGACAUCGAGGACGCCACUCAAGAAGACGCAAUCGGUUAAGGUUCCCAGGACCAAAGACGGCGAUGGCUUCGAGGUUCCGCAGACCGAGUCGGACAAGGAAAACUGGGAGCCCAGUCUUCAGAGCACAAGUACCCGCCGCCGCCAGCCUGCACAUAGCCAGCAGCGGCGCCGCGUGUUGGGCGAAAACACGAACAUCAUGAGCACCAACAGCAGCCUGGGGGCUAUGAUGGAGCGAGAAAAGGGCGUGAAGGCUGCCGGCAAGCGAGCGCCCAACCCGGAAGAGGACGGCGAGAUUGCGGCUUUCAUGGGAAGCGCGCGCGGUUCGAAUCAACGGCCGAGUGUCUCAAGCGGCGAGGAGCUUGGUUGCGUACAGGGCUUGCUCAAGCUCAGCCAGGGCAACUGGAGGUGAGAGAAGAGAGAAAGAGAGAGAUUGAUGAGAAAUGACGAAAUCCGUGGUGUCUUGGAGUUGAUUAUUGGAUAAACAGCAGGCCGGGUGUCGCAAAAGUUGGGACACAACUACCUGAUCAACCAACUGCACUGCAAAGAUAGAGGC